Messenger RNA from Homalodisca vitripennis (glassy-winged sharpshooter), 8134 nucleotides. Its product is annotated as DNA polymerase epsilon catalytic subunit 1-like. NCBI's taxonomy places the organism in Eukaryota, Metazoa, Arthropoda, Insecta, Hemiptera, Cicadellidae. Gene Ontology annotation, cellular component: nucleus; epsilon DNA polymerase complex. The record is from RefSeq and is a predicted model, not a curated record. Gene Ontology annotation, molecular function: DNA-directed DNA polymerase activity; DNA binding; zinc ion binding. Gene Ontology annotation, biological process: nucleotide-excision repair, DNA gap filling; DNA replication; base-excision repair, gap-filling.
CAAAAUUUAGAAUAAACCCAUAACAUUUCUAACAGUUACUUUUGGUGUGGUUAAUUAUUUAUAGAUUUAUUCUUUUAAGUUGAUAUCUGUGUGAAUUGUUUUAAUGUGUUGGUGUGAGAGAUUUGUAACCUGGCAUUGGUUAUAACGUAGCAACUUUUAUUAAUUAUGUGUAAUGAAGCAACAUUAGAUGAUUAGUAAUGAUUAGACUACAAAUGGCUGUUCAGAACUAGUGUUUGAUUGCUUUUUUCUCUCGAACCAGAUUUUCAGCCUAGAAUUCAGUGUAUAUUCGAGUAACAAUGGUUCUCCAAAAUAGUGGUCGUUUCAAAGUAGACAAAGGGGAGGGAUCAAAUGCUUCUUCGUUCAUCAGAGAAGACUCAUCUGAAGUUCGCAUAAAGCAGUCGCUAGAAAAUGAUUCCAUUGAUUCAAAAUACGGGUUUGACCGAGUUAAAGAUUAUCAGGAAAGGACAGGAUUUCUCAUCAAUAUGCACAGUACAGAGAUCCUGGACGAAGAUAAGAGAUUGGUCAGUGCUGUGGACUACUACUUCAUUCAAGAAGAUGGCAACAGAUUCAAAGUCUCGUUGCCAUAUUCUCCGUACUUCUACAUCCUCACAAAGAAGGAACUAACCCAAGAAGUCUCCGCAUUCAUAAGCAAAAAAUUCAGUGGCUCUGUACUGUCUGUGGAAAACGUCACAAAAGAGGAUCUUGAUUUGCCAAAUCACCUGAUUGGACUGAAGCAGCAGUAUCUGAAGCUGACGUUUCCAUCAGUCCACGAGCUGACCAAGGUGAAGCAGACCAUAGCAGCAGCGGUGCGCAAGAACCGCAAGCGCGACAAGAGCAACACGUACUACACGGAGAUGUUGACUUCAGCACUAAUGAGCAAAGGAGAUGCAGGUGCCACACGGAAGUCAUCAGACCACAUGGAGAAUAUUUUGGACAUCAGGGAGUACGAUGUGCUUUACCAUGUGCGAGUCUCCAUCGACCUUAAGAUCUUCGUGGGCUCUUGGUACUCUGUACACAGUAAAGGUCCGUUUGACGCUCCCUCCAUCACCAAACGGGAGGAUCUCAUCGAGCGACCUGACCCGAUAGUAUUGGCUUUUGACAUCGAGACUACCAAGCUACCGCUCAAGUUCCCUGACGCCGCUUCCGAUCAGAUCAUGAUGAUAUCGUACAUGAUAGAUGGGCAGGGCUAUUUGAUCACAAAUCGCGAAAUUAUAUCUGAAGAUGUUGAAGACUUCGAGUAUACACCUAAGCCGGAGUUUGAAGGGUUUUUUACAAUAUUCAAUGAGCCUGAUGAAAACGCUUUAAUACAAAGAUUCUUUGAUCACAUAAUGGAGGUACGGCCUCACAUUUUUGUGACUUACAACGGAGACUUCUUCGACUGGCCGUUUGUCGAGACUCGAGCUGCAGUCUACAACCUGAACAUGAAGCAGGAGAUUGGCUUCUCGCGUAACAAGGAGGGAGUGUACGCUUGUAGACCGGCCAUGCACAUGGAUUGUCUAUGUUGGGUGAAACGAGACUCUUACCUACCCGUGGGCUCACAGAACCUAAAAGCUGUGGCGAAGGCCAAGCUGAGGUACGACCCGGUGGAGUUGGACCCUGAGGAUAUGUGCAGAUUGGCCUCAGAGGAACCUCAAGUACUCUCCAACUAUUCAGUGUCCGAUGCUGUAGCCACAUAUUACCUGUACAUGAAGUAUGUCCAUCCAUUCAUCUUCGCUUUGUGUACCAUCAUUCCCAUGGAACCAGACGAGGUACUCAGGAAAGGGUCAGGGACUCUUUGCGAAGCGUUGUUGAUGGUGGAGGCAUUCCACGCGAACAUCGUGUUUCCCAACAAACAGGAAUCAGAGCUGAACAAGUUGACAGACGACGGACACGUAUUGGACCAGGAGACAUACGUGGGCGGCCACGUGGAGGCUUUGGAGUCUGGGGUUUUCCGAGCGGAUCUGCCUUGCCGCUUCCGGAUGGUGCCUGAGGCAUUUGACAAGUUGAUAGCGACUGUGGAAAGAGCAUUGAGUCAUGCCAUAGAAGAGGAGGAGAAGAUCCCGUUGUCCAGUGUUACCAACUUUGCUGAGAUUACUGCCGACAUCAAGUCCAAGUUGGCUGACCUGCGGGAGACCCCUUGUCGUAUGGAGAAUCCGAUCAUUUAUCAUUUGGAUGUCGGUGCCAUGUACCCCAACAUUAUCCUGACAAACCGCCUGCAGCCGUCGGCGAUGGUGGACGAGACCACAUGUGCUGCCUGUGAUUUCAACCGUCCCGGUGCCGCGUGCCAACGCCAUAUGGCUUGGAUGUGGAGAGGAGAGUUCAUGCCAGCAACAAGGAACGAGUUUGAGCGAAUCAAGCAGCAGUUGGAGACAGAGAAGUUCCCUUCUCUGUUCCCGGGAGGACCAGCACGGGCGUUCCACCAGCUGGGCAGGGAGGAGCAAGCAGCAGUGGAGAAGAAGCGGCUCAGCGAGUACUGCCGCAAGGCGUACAAGAAAACUCACGUUACUCGAGUAGAAGAGCGAACCACCACAAUCUGCCAGAAAGAGAACUCCUUCUACGUUGACACCGUCAGGGCGUUCAGAGACAGGCGAUACGAAUAUAAGGGCUUGAAUAAGGUAGCCAAGAAGCAAGUGGCUGAAGCUAUAAAGAAGGGAGAUGCAGGGGAAAUCAAAUCAGCCAAGAACAGAGAAGUCCUCUAUGACUCUCUACAACUGGCACAUAAGUGUAUUCUCAACUCGUUUUACGGAUAUGUCAUGAGAAAAGGAGCCCGAUGGCACAGCAUGGAGAUGGCCGGUAUCGUCUGCUACACAGGCGCCUCCAUAAUCACCAGGGCCAGGGAGAUCAUAGAGCAAGUGGGCCGACCACUGGAGCUCGACACUGACGGUAUCUGGUGCGUCCUGCCGGCGUCCUUCCCGGAGAACUAUGUGGUGGAGUCCACACAUCCGGGGAAGGCCAAGGUCACCAUCUCCUACCCCAACGCUAUCCUCAACUCCAUGGUGAAGGACUAUUACACCAAUGACCAGUACCAUGACCUGGUUGAGCCUGGAACGCUGCAGUAUGUCCAGCGGAGUGAGAACUCUAUCUUCUUUGAGGUGGAUGGACCUUAUCUGGCGAUGGUUCUGCCAGCGUCUAAGGAGGAAGGGAAGAGGUUGAAGAAGAGAUAUGCCGUUUUCAACUUCGACGGGUCUCUCGCCGAGUUGAAAGGAUUCGAAGUGAAGCGUCGAGGAGAGUUACAGCUGAUCAAGAUCUUUCAGUCAUCCGUGUUCGAGGCUUUCCUCAAGGGUGACUCUCUGGAGAAGUGCUACGAGUCUGUGGCCAAGGUCGCAGACUAUUGGCUGGAUGUACUCUACAGCAAGGCUUGUAACAUGCCGGACUCGGAGCUGUUUGAGUUGAUCUCGGAGAAUCGCUCAAUGUCGCGGAAGUUGGAGGACUAUGGCAGUCAGAAGUCGACGUCGAUCAGCACGGCGCGUCGGCUGGCAGAGUUCCUGGGCGACCAAAUGGUGAAGGACGCCGGACUCGCGUGCAAGUUCAUCAUCUCCCGCAAACCAGACGGCGCACCCGUCACUGAGAGAGCGAUACCAUUGGCGAUAUUCCAAGCGGAACCGAGUGUAAAGAAGCACUACCUGCGCAAGUGGCUCAAGGACAACUCCAUCAAUGAUGUAGAUAUUAGACAAGUGUUAGACUGGAACUACUACAUCGAGCGUCUCGGAGGAGCCAUACAGAAGAUCAUUACCAUCCCUGCUGCCAUGCAAGGGCUGUCCAACCCAGUGCCAAGAGUGCAUCACCCAGACUGGCUCCACAAGAAGAUGCUCGAGAAGAAUGACACCCUGAAACAAAGGCGCAUCAAUGAGCUCUUCUCUGCCGCACCGAAACCCAAACCUACCGAGUCAUCGAUGGAUGUGGAGAGUGAAGAAUCCACUACGUCGAGUGUGGAGGACAUAGAAGACAUCGGCAGCCGAGGCCCCAAAUUAAAGAAACCAACGCGACCCGUGGUACGCACCAAAAAGCGCAAAAGAGGCAACUCCCCGACUGCCCCCUCCCAGGCAUUGAUAGCCACCUCCUGGAGAGAUGCUCUUGGUCCUCCUCCACCCAAGGGUGACACCGAGGAACAGCUGAAAGUGUGGUUGGUGUACCAGAAGAAGAAGUGGGCAUGGCAGUUAGAGCAGAAGACAUUUCGAGCUUCAUUGGGAAAGAAAAUGAGGUCAGAACCGGAUAAAACUAGUAGUCGACCCUCAGGCACCCUCAGCAGCUUUAUCAAGAAAACUCAACAAACAUUGCUCAACACUCCAUGGCAAAUCAUACAACUGGGAGAGACAAACGAGCCGGGGGUGUUGCGGCUGUGGGUGCUGGUGGGCGCAGAGUUGCACCAGUUACGACUGAUAGUGCCACGAAUAUUCUACGUGAACCAGCGUUCACCACGAACCGAGACAGAGGACGCAUUGUGGCGCAAGUGCAGCCGUAUACUGCCCCGCUCCCGGCCCUCCUACUAUCUCUACGAGUUCUCCGUACCAGAGCAACUCUAUCGAGAGCACAGCCAGGAGUUGAUGGCUGAUCUGUCCAUGCCAGACAUCGAAGGGAUCUACGAGACACAGGUGACCUUGGAGUUCCGAACGCUGCUGAAGUUGGGCUGUGUGUGCACUGUGGAGCGAGAGGAGGCUCGGAGACUGGCGGCCUCCUCAUCUCGGGAUAUCAACACCUUCAGCCUCCAUCAGCUCAAGAUGCUCAGUCUAGCUCAGCAACCCUAUCUUAAGGAGGGUGUGGCCAAGGUGCGCCAUAUAUUCUUGUACCACCACAAAGCUUCUACAGGCCCAAGAGCAUUAAUGGGACUGUUCAUGCCGGCAACCAAGCGAGCUCUGGUUGUCAUUUUGGACAGUGUGCGAACCAACCAGAUGCCAAACCUCAACUCGCUCAUCGCAGCCGAGAAAACUGCAAAAUUGAACAAAGGCAAAGACGCAGAUGAGCUUCCGGAAACUGAGCUUAGUUUCGAGGUACGGGUGGAGACGGAAUUCCGUCAAGCCUGUCGACAGAUACAGCGCGCCCUGCAGGCCUACCGUGACGAGAAGAAAGGCCCAACACUUGUGGCCAUCCAGAGUCAAAUGGAUAUCCCAGCCCUUGUCUCCAGCAUGCCUGGUCUCAAUGACUUCCCCGUGGUACCUAUAUACAUUCAGGACAUGGACUCACUCUACGCUACGCUGGACUGGCAGCGUGUCGGUGCGAAGGCAAUGCUGCGCCACUACCUCAACAUGGAGACGGGUCUACAGCUGACAACAGAGCAGUGCCGCUACUUCCACGUGCCCUUGGGCAACCUGCCGGCCGACCCUACGUUGUUUGGGGCAGACCUCUUCUACGGACGGCAUCUACAGCGGCACAACUGCAUACUCUGGUGCUCCCAGACAGACAAACCUGACCUGGGCGGCCGCGAGGCCGAUGAUAACAGGUUGCUGACAGAGCUGGAAGAAAGUACGAGUGUGGUGACCAACAACGCUGGUUGUUACUCUACAGUCUGUGUCGAGCUAGACCUGGACAGUCUGGCCGUGAACACUCUGCUCCAGUCGCAUCAUGUCAACGAUAUGGAGGGGACCAGUUCAAGUGUGUCGUUCGACCUGAUGCCACAAGUAUCCAUAGACGAGAUGGUGGGAGGUCAGACCGCAGUGCUACCAACAUACGAUGAGACGGCUCUCUGCAGUGGAGCGUUCAGAGUUCUGCGUUCAAUGGUGAACGCUUGGAUACGAGAUGUGUCUUUACACAGGAAUGUCUUUGCCGACUUCCAGAUUGUUCACUUUUACAGGUGGCUGCGCUCACCUAAUGCCUUGCUGUACGACCCGGCUUUAAGGCGAACUUUGCACAAUCUGAUGAAAAAACUGUUUAUGCAGCUGGUGUCGGAGUUCAAGCGACUGGGAGCCACGAUCGUGUACGCCAACUUUAGCAAGCUUUUGCUGUGCACCAAGAAGCGAACUGUGGGGGACGCUAUCGGCUACGUUGAAUUUGUUGUGACUUCGAUUCGCAACAAGGAGCUAUUCCACGGUAUCCAGAUCUCCUACCACCAGUGCUGGGAAUACCUGGUUUGGCUCGAUCUGUCAAAUCACGGGGGUGUUAAAGGGAAUCUACCCAAAGGUCUGGCAGGAGUGGGCGAGGGAGAGUUGAUGACCAGGAGGACAAAUGAGGAAGAGGAGGGGGAAGAAGAUGAGGACGAAGAGGAGGGAGUUCAGCUGAACAAAGACGAUGAGGAUGAGGAUGAUGGGCCGGAGAUAAUAAUGAACUGGAACAUGGUGGAAUACCUGCCAGAGAGCGUCAGGAUGCACUUCUCUGCGGUGGUGGCCGGGUACAUGAGUGCCAUCUACCAGCACCUGGUGUCUCAGGAGCCGAGUCUCACACCACGUAUCCGGGCUAGUCAACUCGGUACACCGAGUCUACGACUGGGUGUGGGUGCACUCCAGUCAACCGCUGAGUACGCCAGAGAUCUCGUACAGGGCGAAAUGGCACAGAAACUCUUCCUAAUAACUCAGCGGAUCCACAAGAAGUUGCCCAGUCAAACCAUAGAGAGCACUUCCCAGUUUCCUGGUGUUCUGCCAGUUACUCUGAAACCUGCUCUGGAAUUUGUCAAAGCUGUCACUAAGGUACUGUCACUAGACCCGAGUACGGCAGAUGAGGUAGUCAAACUGCGCAGGAACAUGUUACGUUUGAUCGGUGAAGGAGAGUUCAGCGCGGCAGCAGUCUGGACAGACCCUUGUUUUUCCUUCGUACUUCCGGAAGUGAUCUGUCGAGCCUGCAACCAUUGUCGUGACAUCGACCUCUGCAAGGACACAAACAAGGUCACCGUAAACGGCAGCCCUGCCUGGCAAUGUCCGCUGUGUAACACCAGCUAUGAUAACCAGGAGAUAGAACAUCUGCUCAUUGACGUGAUCAACCGGAAGACAAUGGCCUACAUGCUGCAGGACCUGCAGUGUAACAAGUGCCUUCAGAUCAAAAUGGAGAAUCUAGCAGAGUUCUGCUCAUGUGCAGGACAGUUCCAAACUCUGAUGAACAAGCAAGACAUCGGUCUGCACUUGCGCACGUUCCACAGCAUCGCGCAACAUUUCAACAUGGCAGCACUGGAGCAGACAAUAGACUGGGUGUUGGGGCAGGCACCUUCGCUCAGGAUAGAGCAAUCACACUAGCGUUUCUCUUUCUUAUAGCAAAACAAUUGGAAACACAUUCUAGCAAUUCCGUAAAGUUUUCUUAAACCACUAGUUUUUUCUCAACGUCUGGUAUCAAAUAUCAGACUGUACUGAGGAACUGUAAUUUAAAAAAAUGUUAAUUCAGUAAUAAAAAUCAAGUCAUGGACAUUUUUUCAUACAAAAAUUGUCAAAGAUUGAAGAAAUGGAGAACUUUUGGUUCAUUACGUUUAACCCUAGAAGUGUAGUAGCGCAGUAUUUUAGGCCUAUAGGCAGUAUUUUUUUGUAUAUUUAUUUAAACCUGUAUAAAGUUUCUAAAUGUAACAUGUUAUGCAUAUUUUUUUUAAAGUUAUAAAAAUAGAGAAACCUUAUAAUUUUUGCUAUUUUAUGUACAAAUUUAUGAAAACCUAAUAAUUAACUAAAAAAUUGAUGUAUUAUUUGUUAAUUCCCUCUCAUAGUAACUUCAGUUACAUAUAACUACAAAUCCAAAAUAUACAUUCUGUUCAAAAUAAUAUGAUAAUUUUAAAAAUAUAUAGCAUGUAGCAUUUUAUUCUAAAUAUAAUACACAUUAUAUUCAUAUAUGUGAAUGAAUAUGCACACUUAUUUCUUCUUAUUUUUAGGAAACCCUCCAAUAAACUAAUAGAAAUACCUGUAAGCAGGACUCUAACAAUUCACGUGUUAUUAAUUCUGAUCAGAACUAAACUAAAAUUUAACCCUUUUAGUGCCGUAUAUACGGACGUUUGAGUAAAUUUCGAGAAAUGACAGUGUCUUAAUAUAUGGACGUUCAUGGAAAAAGUUCUACCACAAUCGUUUUUAAUGUAAAUUUGUUGGUACAUAAACAAUCAGAAUGAACUAAGUUACAAGAAAAUAUAUUUAUAGCAAUAUUGUAAGAUUAAUCAGCUGUUUAGUUUUAAAUUCUGUGUAUAACAACAAAAAAGUUCAAAUGUAGUUUUUGGAAAAAAUUACCAAUAUUUUUACAGUUUUGAAAUAUUAAUACACUU